This is a messenger RNA of Endocarpon pusillum Z07020, 1731 nucleotides long. RefSeq lists its product as uncharacterized. Gene Ontology annotation, cellular component: mating projection tip. Gene Ontology annotation, biological process: conjugation with cellular fusion. The transcript is spliced from 3 exons. Bases 1 to 1731 code for a protein of 576 amino acids. Gene Ontology annotation, molecular function: protein binding; phosphatidylinositol binding. The record is from RefSeq and is a predicted model, not a curated record. Lineage: Eukaryota; Fungi; Ascomycota; Eurotiomycetes; Verrucariales; Verrucariaceae.
AUGAAGGUCAUCAAAGCUCUGUAUGACUAUGAACCACAGUCGACGGAAACACAGGAGCUCUCCUUCCACAAGGGUGAUUUUUUCCAUGUUAUCAGUCGCGAAGACGAUCCCGACUGGUACGAGGCCUGCAACCCGUUGAUACCCACCGCUCGAGGACUGGUACCUGUCGCGUUCUUUGAAGUGAUCGGCAAGACCGAGCGACAGAGUGGAGGAUCCAUACAGUCAGUGGGUGCCAAACAAGAGAGUCAUGACUCAGGGUUCUCUGACCGAGGUGCGGGGCAAAACAGACCAGACUCAACUACUAACACAACGCGAAGCGCGGCCAAUGCCCGUUCGUCCACAUCGGUUGGGAAGAGUUCUGGUGCCAUGGUGUAUGGGAUAGUGCUGUAUGACUUUGAUGCAGAACGACCUGACGAGCUGGAAGCAAAAGCCGGCGAAUAUAUCAUAGUGAUUGCACAAUCAAAUCCAGAAUGGUUUGUCGCGAAACCGAUUAGACGAUUGGGAGGCCCUGGUCUUAUUCCAGUAUCGUUCAUCGAAAUCCAGGAUAUUGCUACGGGAAAGCCUGUUGCAGAUCCUAAUGAAGCAAUUCAAAGAGCCGGAGUACCGAAGGUGGAAGAGUGGAAGAAGAUGGCAGCAGAUUACAAGAACAGCAGUAUAAGCUUGGGCAAAUUCGAUGCACAGCAGCAGAUGACUUCAGAUAUGGGCAGAAUGAGUCUAGGAAGUGCAGGAACACCCUAUCACAACCAGCCAUCAAAUGGAUAUGGCUCACAUCAAAAAUCAUCAAGCAGGUCUGGACCACCGGGCCAGUAUUUUAGACAGUCACAACAGCAAAACCUCCUUGCCCCAGUCUCGGCUUCGUUGCCCAGAUAUUGUUUCGACAACGACAUGUAUUGGUACAUCAUCGAAUGUCAGAUGGAGGAUGGUAGACAUUGGGAGCUUUCACGUUACUAUGCAGAUUUCUAUGACUUCCAAAUUGCGCUCCUUAAAGAGUUUCCAGAGGAGGCGGGGAACAGAGGCUCGCCACGCACUCUUCCAUUCAUGCCAGGACCUGUUGCCCAUGUGACGGAUGCAAUCUCCAAUGGCAGAAGGCAGAACCUGGAUGAGUAUAUUCGCAAGAUUCUCUCCAUGCCACCCCAUAUCUCAAGGUGCCAACUUGUCCGCGCAUUAUUUGCACCAAGACCGAAUGAUUUCGAGAUCGAUCCUAAUGCUGUUGGCGAAGACUACCGACUUUCUGGGGCAUCGCAACACUCCACACUUAACGACCCUUCGCAGUCAGCUUCCCGCCAGUCCUCGAAUGGUGCCAUGAACGGCAGUGCUUAUGGCGGGAUGCCACCUCCUUCGACGCGUCCUGCUCAUCAAAGAGGCCAACCUUCUCUAUCCGGCAGUCCGGCUGCUUCAGCCAAUCCCGGCUUCCUACAGCCCAUGAAUCGACAGCCAAGCUCGUUAACCCAGGCAUCAGUGACGUCGAGUGCUGCACCCACCUCAGGUGGUGCGAUGAAGGUCAAAGUCAUGUUUCAAGAAGAACUGAUCGUCAUCAGAGUCCCCUCCGAUAUCACCUAUCUGCAGCUAAAAGACAAACUCAGAGAUCGGCUUAAGGUGUCGGAGGAACUCGUCAUCCAAUAUAAGGAUGAACCUAGCAACAGCAGGGUGAAUCUCAACAAUGAUACUGACUUGGAUGUUGCAUUGCAAAGGAAUACGAAGCUCACGCUUUUCGUGAAUUAUGCUUCAUAA